Molecule: messenger RNA, 1053 nt
Organism: Pangasianodon hypophthalmus (striped catfish)
Lineage: Eukaryota; Metazoa; Chordata; Actinopteri; Siluriformes; Pangasiidae
Gene: taar11
Product: trace amine-associated receptor 11
Exons: 1
Coding region: 20-1009 (329 amino acids)
Biological process (GO): G protein-coupled receptor signaling pathway
Cellular component (GO): membrane
Molecular function (GO): trace-amine receptor activity
Source: RefSeq, a predicted model, not a curated record
UUGAUCCACUUCACUAAAGAUGAACGCGAGCCUGUCUGGAUCGCACGAGUCCGCUGCUCUGUGUUACGAUUCUCUGAACAACUCGUGUCCUCGGACCGUGUACCCACUCACCUUGCGCUUUUCUUUCUACUUCCUCUUCACCUCCAUCUUCAUCCUCACUAUAAGUGGAAACCUGUUAGUCAUCUUUGUCAUCUUGCUUUCCCAGAAUCCCCUUUCAGCAGCCACCAAUCAUCUGAUUCUGUCUCUGUCUGUGGCUGGGGUUGUGAUCGGAGGAUUCGUGAUGCCGCACAGCAUGGUGCGCUCCAUCGAAACCUGCUGGUACUUUGGCCAGAUUUUCUGUGAAUUUCACACCACCAUCGAUGUUGUCCUGUGUAACACCACCGUGUGGCACCUUACCUUCAUCUCUGUUGAUCGUUACUUGGCCAUCUUUCAUCCUCUGCAAUACCGAAACCUGAUGACCAACAUAACUGCCGCGACCAUGAUCAGUUCCAGUUGGGGUCUGGCGUUAGUGUUUGGCUUUGCCAUUGUCAUUUCAAAUCCGCAAGUCAAGAUCAGGGAUGAUUUUUAUAAAUCCUGUGUGGGAGGAUGUUUUUCUUUGCAUGCCAGAGAAAUCGGGGUGGAAUAUUCAAUCAUCUUCUACUUUAUCCCUGUGUGCAUCAUAAUCACUGUUUAUAGCAGGAUAUUUUUUGUGGCACAAAGACACGCCAAAGUGAUUCACAGCUACAAUAAAGGCCCAACACUUUCUGCACAAUUGACAGCUAAAGAUCUCAAAGCUACCAAAACACUUGCUAUAGUUGUUGGAACCUUCCUUUUUUGCUGGACGCCAUUUUUUAUGUGCAAUAUUAUCGACCCAUUAAUAGGCCAUUUGAUCCCUACCCUUUUGUAUGAAUGUCUUAUGUGGGUUGCAUACUUAAAUGCAAUGUUUAAUCCCUUAAUAUACGUGUUUUUUUAUAGCUGGUUCAGAAAAACAGCAAAGAUCCUGCUGAGCAAACUGUUCAUGCAGAUAUAACUCAAGUGUAAAAGAUGUAGCAGCAAAUAUCACCCUAUCUAUAU